AUGAAAGCUGAGAGAGAUGCUCUCGCUCUCAGUAAAAGUCCUUUUAUUGUGCACCUGUUUUACUCUCUUCAAACUGCAACUAAAAUCUAUUUGGUGAUGGAGUACCUGAUUGGUGGAGAUGUAAAAUCACUUCUUCAUAUUUAUGGGUACUUUGAUGAAGACAUGUCUCUAAAAUACAUCUCAGAGGUCGCACUCGCUCUGGAUUACCUUCACAGACACAGCAUUAUUCACAGGGACUUAAAACCAGACAACAUGCUCAUCUCAAAUGAGGGUCACAUUAAGCUCACCGACUUUGGGCUCUCCAAGGUUAAACUUGACAGGGAACUAAACCUGUUGGACAUUUUAACCACACCUUCGUUGGUGAAACCUGAGAAAGAUUAUUUCAGAACACCUGGUCAAGUUCUGUCACUGAUAAGCUCUCUUGGUCUUAAUACUCCAGUGACAGAGAGCAAGGGUCACAGCAGCACAGUGUUUGGCAGCCCCAUGUCCUGUGGAAAAGUCAAGCAGAGGAAUAGUUCUCUGUGUUCGCCUCUGCUGAAGAGACGGGCUGAUCACCUGAAUUCACCAGUAUGCACAACUCGAGUUCUAGGAUCCAACUGUGUGUUCAGUCCGGGCCUGCUGGCUAGAAGUUUGACACCAAGGCUGAUGAAAUCAAGGAAGAGAUUUGAGACGCUGAGUGUUGGGAGUGCCCACUCAUGCCUGUUACCAUCCACUACUGAUUCUGAAGACUGUGUCAGCCCGAUGUGGGAAGAUGAGCAGAAUUUACAAGAUGGCGAGAACCUUCCACAGUUAAACGGAAGAGAAGUGGGCAAUAGAAACAUUCCCUUGACACAUGUGGAAAGGAGGAAGAUGUUUCCAGCACGAGCUCAAGAUCACAGCACUGUUUUGACUCCGCUCAAUAACCAAGUGGACAAUAGCAGAAAUAUUAAACCAGAUAUUUCUGCAAAGAGGCUUCAAUUUAGUGCAUCCGACGACUGUACUACUCCACUAGGUAAGGCUGAUCCCCAUCAGUCCGUUGGGAACGGUCUUAUAAAACCAGAGCUUCCAACAGAGCCCAAAUCCUCAGUAAAGAGAGCUUUUGAAGAAGUAGAGAAAAGCCCAGAACAGGCUGAGAUCCAUUGCAAGAAAAACGACGCAGUGUACAAGAGGUCUUUCCACAUUCCUGAGGACAACUCAAGGGUCCACACAGGCUUGACAGGAAUUUUCUCAAUUGUGGGGCUUGAUGAUGUUAAAAGUGCACCGAUAUGUCAACAGUUGAGUGAGAGAAUUGGCCCAAAGCAAUCUAGUCCCAUAGCCGUGGCCAAAAACCUCUUCUGUGAUCUCGAAGAUCAAGGCGAGGAGGUGGCUUUGCUUAAAGCAGAGGCCAACUCGAGCUCCCCGACCUCAUCCGGUGAUGACCGAAAUAUCAGAAGAAGCCUUAGUUUAGAUUCGGACGGCUCGGCCCAUGAAAUGUCGGUGGUUGCUAACACACCACAAAAAUCGAAGGACUUAAAACAAGAGGCUUUGUUGUCCUCUUUUGAGGAGCUGGAGGAAAAUGAGAUUUCCGUAGUCACACCGGCGGCCCGACCCACAUUGGCUACACCAAAGCAUAGCAGUGCAAAGCAGCAUAGGGGUAAAUCUGAGCGUUCUCUUCUUAGCCAUCCUCAUAGGUUGUCUGACAGUAUGGUCAAAUCGCCUGGCUUCCUCAAACCCAGGAAUGUGGUUGUGUUCAGGAGCUACUGCAGCUCCAUAAACCGCUCUUGUAUGUCACAUCUCAGCCUGGCCUCUUUGGAUGCCAUGGAAAUGUCUGCGUCAACCUCUUUCCACAAUGCCCAGUCUGCAGUGACUCCGGUUCAGAAGAAAAGGCCUAGUCUGAGCAGCUCACUUUACCAGACUCCACAGCAGAUGAUUAUGUCUCACACUCCCUAUAGGACACCAAAAAGUGUUCGUAGAGGUCCAGAACGUGUAGAAGGGGCUCCUAUCCUGGGAACUCCUGAUUACUUGGCGCCAGAACUUUUAUUAGGCAAACCUCAUGAUUUCGUGGUGGAUUGGUGGGCGUUAGGUGUUUGUCUGUUCGAGUUCCUCACGGGAGUCCCGCCGUUCAAUGACGAGACCCCUCAGCUGGUGUUCCAGAACAUUCUCAACAGAGAUAAUCUUAACUAA
This is a messenger RNA of Sinocyclocheilus rhinocerous, 2142 nucleotides long. RefSeq names its product serine/threonine-protein kinase greatwall-like. The record is from RefSeq and is a predicted model, not a curated record. Gene Ontology annotation, molecular function: ATP binding; protein serine/threonine kinase activity. Gene Ontology annotation, cellular component: nucleus. Lineage: Eukaryota; Metazoa; Chordata; Actinopteri; Cypriniformes; Cyprinidae. Bases 1 to 2142 code for a protein of 713 amino acids. Gene Ontology annotation, biological process: intracellular signal transduction; peptidyl-serine phosphorylation. The transcript is spliced from 10 exons.